Messenger RNA from Lolium perenne, 1942 nucleotides. RefSeq names its product 65-kDa microtubule-associated protein 4. NCBI's taxonomy places the organism in Eukaryota, Viridiplantae, Streptophyta, Magnoliopsida, Poales, Poaceae. Gene Ontology annotation, biological process: microtubule cytoskeleton organization. The record is from RefSeq and is a predicted model, not a curated record. Gene Ontology annotation, molecular function: microtubule binding. Gene Ontology annotation, cellular component: spindle; cytoplasm.
CACAAUGUUCAUGCCGUCAUUGCGGCGCAGCCGUGCCAACUGCCGUCGUUGAACCAGACCAGUAUCCCCCGACCCCUUUCCGCCCCGCAGAGCUGAAAAACAGAGAGAGAAAAAGAGCAUCCACACCGCACGGCAUCAUGCGAAACCCGAAUUCGCCACCGGCGUCGCCGCCACCGGCGUCGCCGCGUCGGCGGACGCCUCCGCCCCCGCCACGGCGGACGCCUCCGCCCCCGCCACGGCGUGAUGGACCGCUGGAUUCCUCCGACGCUGAGAGAAGGUACCCUCGGCGAUCGACACGGGCGGCUCUUACGCCGAAGCAGCUGGGGCGAGCCCUAGCGCUGGCACCGCCGCCGCCCCAGUCCCAGCCCUCCCAAUCUUCUAGCGCGGCGAGGAGGUACCCGCUGCGGUCGACCCGGCCGACACUUCUGCGGGGCCGAAACCUAACUGCACCGACAUCCCCUCCGCCGUCCAUAGCACGGACAUCCCCUCGUCCGUCGGCAGCACCGACAUCCCCUCCUCCGUUGCCAGCACCGACACCCCCUCCGCCUCCUUCCAAGUCCCCAUUGGACGCUGCGCAUGAACAAUGGAGUUACGCGACAAUAUCUGAAGAAAAUGACAAAGUCAUCAAAAUUAAUAUGGAGGAGCUUCAUACUGUUUUAGAUACACUGGGAGUUUCGGUUGCAGAGAGACACAAAGUAACCAACAAUGUCUUGAAAAAAUGCUUGGUCGCCUACAAGGGAGCCCUGGAAUAUGAGAAGAACCGAUGUUCCAGUAUGGCCGAAGCGAUCUCUGAUUUGGAAGCUGAAUACCGUGAACUAUGCAGUGUGCUAGGGGAGAAGGAUGUAUUAUUAGAAGAACGCAUGCAGUCUGCUAGUCUAUCUCAAAUUCAUCAGUCACUUACAGCAAGUUUGAGGAGGCUCAAUGUAUUCAAGAAGCAGCGACUGGAAAAUCUACAGCGCAUGCAAGCUAAGGUAAUGGAUCUAUGGGAUCACAUGGGAGUAACAUUAGACCAGCAAAAGGAAUAUCGCUAUAUCAUGCGCAACAAUGUCGCAUCCUUGGCUGAAGUCACUCAGAAAGAUGCUCUCUCUGCAGCUCUGUUAACUAAGAUUCAGUCAGAGCUUGCAAUAUUGGAAGGUCAAUUGAUUGAAAAGGUUGCCAAGAGAUUUGCAGUGUUGGCUGCCAAUUUGCGCCAAACGCAUUUGUCCGAUGAUGAAGACUACAAAAUCAAUUUUACAAUGAUUGACGUGCGGGCUGGAAGCAUGGAUAUGUUUGGUGCAGCUGAUAAGCUUGAAGAAUUGGUAGUGAAGUCUGCUAAAGAUAUUUUGCUGAGGGAAAGCAUUGUUAGUCGGGCAGAAAUUGUGUUGAGACAUGUAAAAGAAGGAAGUAGCUUACACACUCGAGAAACAGUUGAGAAUUUAAUCAACAGAGUUAAGGCCUGGGAAGCCAAGAAUGAAAGAAAAUUCUUCUAUGAUAAGGAACGCCUCAUUGCUACACUGCAUAAGCUGAAGGAAGGAAAUGACCAUCAUUUUUCUGAUGCAACCAAUGUUAGCCCAGGUGAAAAACAAAGUUCAGCACCUCUUGAGACGGCUGAGUCGCCUACCUGGUCAGAUUCUUUGCCGGAAUUUUCUGACAACAGAGAAUCUGAUCAGGAAAGCGACCCUGAUUUCAGUGCCUCCGAAUCUGAAGAAGAAUAAAACACUGCCGCUCUUAGCUUGUAAACGAACAAGUGGAUAUGUAAAUAUGGCUCUGAAUCAUAGUACUAAGCUCCGAAUCCCUUUCCUAGGAGUACCGAUCUAGGGUAGCAAUGCAACCGAAGUGCUUGUCCAGGGUGGAUAAAGUUCUAGUGAUAACUUUUUCGUUAACCUUUUUCUGUCAACCUCCGCAGCACAGAAACCAGCGAGGUAGCUGAAUGAUUGCGAUGAAGCACGUUAUAUGUUCUUUC